This is a messenger RNA of Prorocentrum cordatum, 1935 nucleotides long. The record is from the annotation of a GenBank genome assembly. Lineage: Eukaryota; Dinophyceae; Prorocentrales; Prorocentraceae.
AUGCUGGAGGAGAUCAACAAGAACAGUGCUCUGUUGCCGAAUUAUACCCUGAGGGUGGUCUGGCAGGACGGCUUGUGUGCUAGGGACAGGGCCGUAGAUGUGUUCGUCAGGGGCUUGUACAUGCUGGAGUACUCCCACGUCUUCGCGCCCAGCGUGCCCCUAGAUGCCCUGGACACGGACGGGGACGGAACCGUCACAGCCGCUGAUGCAGAACAUUUGAGUGAAGUAUGGAAUGCCACCGAAGUGUCUUCGAGACCUGUAGGCCUUCUGGGUCCUGGCUGCUCUGGUGGUGCUAUGGCAGUCGCCAGUAUUGCGGCCAAUGCACGGAUGCCCAUGGUGUCCAACAGUGCCACAAGAGGUGAUUUGAGCGACAGAGAGAAGUACCCACAUUUUUUCAGGACCAUCUUGCCAGACACCCUUUUCGGUGGUGCCUGGGUGGCCAUGGCAAAGAGUUUGGGCCACAGUAGGAUCUCAGCGUCCUGCGGGGAGACGCUACAAUGGGGUUCAGAUGUGAGAAAGUUGGGCGAGGCUGCGGACGACCAAGGUGUAGUUCUCGAAGGUCGAGAGCUCGAUGACCUCGGUACGUGGCGUGGCUACCAGAUCAGCGACGACUUGGCCCCUGCUGCGGAAGCAGCGGCGAGUCUCCUGAAGCAAGGCGCCAGUGAUGGGUAUGUCUCCCGGUUUGUCAUUCUCCAGAUGUACCAGCCGAGGGCGAGGCUGCUCAUGUGCGCAGCCCACAAGAUCGGCUACAGGCACGUCGUUUGGAUGGUUACGGGCUGGUUCACAGCGGGCUGGUGGUAUGAGCCGACGGCAAGCGGCUGCACAGCGGAGGAGGUCCGAGGCAUGGCCGAAUUCUACAUCUCCGCGAACAUGCAGUUCUAUCGGAAUGAUAUGGAUGCCUUGCUCGAUUGCUCCACCAGCAUGACGGCGCAGGGCUUCCAGGAUGAGUGGCUGUCGCGGCAGGGUGCCACUAUGGAGGACCUCGGCAAAGUGCCCGAAGGGUACCAUCCAGCCCUCGAGGCAGCCACGACAGCCGACGCUGUCUGCAUGUUUGCCCAGAUGCUGCACAAUCUAUUGGUGGUCGAUGGCGUCCAGCUUGGCCACUUGAGGGAUCGCACCUCUCACGCAUACCUCGCCGUCUUGGACGCUUUCGCAGUGAGCAACUUUUCUGGCCUGAUCGGCCAGAUCAAGUACGCGCCAGACUCUCCAGAUCCUGAGGGUUCCAUCAAGAUCGAGCAAUUGCAGAAUAUUGGCACAUACCGGCAGGUGAUGCUAGCCACUUUUUUCAAUGGGGUCAUUACGUUGACUGGUGAUCAUAAUCAUCAAAUUUGGUUUGCCUGGCGAACCGGACGUCGAGACCCUCCCAGCGAACGUGACCCACUUCGCUAUAUGCCCGAGGGCGAGAGGGGAGUACUUGGAUUUCGAGACAAACCAGUGUGUACCCUGCUCUUCUCCCGACCGGGUGUUCGUGAGCAGCAUCGGAACCUGCGUAUGCCAGGCCGGCUUCGCGGGCUUCGCGGGCCAAUGUGCACCGUGCUCUCCUGGCAACUUCACCAGCGCAGUGGGCAGCACCGAGUGCGAGCAGUGCCCUGUCGGCAGGCAUUCGGACCAGGCAGCCCAGACCUCGUGCACUCACUGUGCCGUCGGGGCCUUCGCGGAUGCAGUCGGGGGCGCACGCUGCCUCGACUGCGGAGCUGGCGCCAGCACGAUGGCUCCUGGAGCGUCGGACCCCAGCAGCUGCUACCUCUGCGAGCCUGGCAAGUACUCUGCCGGCGCUGGACCCUGCGUGCAGUGCGGUGCUUCAACGUUCUCAUCGUCCUAUGGGAGCACGGAGUGUCAGCAGUGCCCAAUUGGAAUGGAGCUCGGGAGGAGAUGCGGAGUGUGAGUUUUCUGUACUGUACAUCCUUGCAAGCCUUUUUGCUGGCAAACUGCUGA